AAGGUGAUACGAAAGAAAGGAUCAAGCCAACGGGAGAGGUGGAUUUCUUAUUUGAAAUUUUUGUUUUAAAUAACCGUUUGGAGAACUUAAGGUGGAUAUUCUUUUUUUGCCUUUCACUUUCUGCUUUAACCCAACGCCAUCCUAAAAUCCGUGGCCAAAAAUGCCACAAACGACACCAUUUGUCGGCAAGUACAGCCCCAAUCCAUACAGCAGCAGUCACACACACUACCAGCCUCUGGAGGAGAGCUAUGGGGGUUUGCAUUACCAUGACAACAACCUUGUGUCAGGGUCACUGGAGGCUCUUAUACAGCAUCUUGUCCCAACAGUGGACUAUUUCCCAGAUAGGUCAUAUAUCUUCACCUUCCUGCUAAGCUCCCGCCUUUUCCUGCAUCCCGUUGAACUCAUGUCCAGAGUGUGCUACUUGUGUGUGGAGCAUCAGAGAGUGGGUGACCCUCAAACAGAUAAGAAAAGAAUUCGGGAAGUAGCACCGAAAAUAGUACAACUGCUGACUGAAUGGACCGAGACGUUUCCAUAUGACUUCAGAGAUGAGCGUAUGAUGCGUUGCCUAAAGGAGAUGACCCAUCGCUUGGCCUUUGGAGAUGAGCUCUCACGGAGGGCCAUGCAGAAACUGAUUCAGCGUCUACUACGCAAGCUGACCACGCUCGGCCAGUAUGAAGAGUCACUGGUUACGACCAACGCUGCUGCCUCCGAGAAACCGGCAGCCCUGAAAGCAAAGCAGCAGUCAGUGCGAAAGGAUGACGUUCUGAGUGUGUGUGAUGACCCCUUUGUCCUUGCCCAGCAACUUACACACAUUGAGAUGGAGAAACUAAGCUACAUCGGCCCUGAGGAGUUUGUCCAAGCUUUUGCUCAGAAGAGACCUAUGGAGAACCAUAAAGGUUUCUUCAGCAAGCGGAGGGCAAAUAAUCUGGAAGCCUAUGUUGAGUGGUUCAACAGACUGAGUUACCUUGUGGCAACAGAAAUUUGCCUACCUGUGAAGAAGAAGCACAGAGCUCGAGUCUUAGAGUUCUUCAUAGACGUUGCAAGAGAAUGCUUCAACAUUGGCAACUUCAACUCCCUCAUGGCCAUUAUCACGGGGAUGAAUAUGGGUCCUGUGUCCAGACUGAAGAAGACAUGGGGCAAGGUCAACACAGACAAAUUUGACAUCUUGGAGCAUCAGAUGGACCCUUCUGGUAACUUCUAUAACUAUCGUACCGCAUUGCGUGGUGCCACACAGAGGGCUUUGACAGCACACAGCAGUAGAGAAAAGAUUGUCAUUCCAUUCUUCAGCUUGUUCAUCAAGGAUAUCUAUUUCCUUAAUGAAGGAUGUGUGAGCAGGCUGCCCAAUGGUCACAUCAACUUUGAAAAGUUUUGGGAGCUGGCCAAGCAAGUGAGCGAGUUUCUCUCAUGGAGACAGGUGGUGUGCCCCUUUGAGAGAGACCGGAAAACCCUGCAGUAUCUUAUCAGUGCACCCAUCUUCUCAGAGGAUGAGCUGCAACUGGCCUCAUACGAGAGCGAGGGCCCAGAGAACAACAUUGAGAGGGAUACGCGCCGGUCCCUAAGGGCUAAUGUUCUUUAUCGUAGGUCUGGGAGUGUGUCUAACAACUGGUCUGAAAUUUAUGGAUUUGUGGAGCAGCUCACUAGUCGUUUUGUGAGUCCCAAAAUGAGGGUGUCUUUCAUAGUUUUCUCCUCCAGGGCAGAAAUCAUUCUGCCCCUUACAGGAAACAGAGAUGAAAUAAACAAUGGCUUGGAGGAGCUGAGUAAAAUAAGGCCAGCUGGUGAAACAUACAUGCAUGCAGGUAUGGCAAAGGCUAUAGAACAAAUGAAAGCUCAAAACACUAAGGCAUCAAGUAUUAUUAUUGCCUUGACUGAUGGGAAGUUGGAGGCCUACCCGCACGAACUGACAGUGAAGGAGGCUGAUGCUGCCAGAAUGUAUGGUGCACGGAUUUACUGUGUUGGCGUCAAGGACUUUGAUGGAGAGCAACUCACAGGCAUUGCUGACAGUAAAGAUCAAGUAUUCCCAGUGCUGGCAGGUUUCCAAGCACUCAAAACUAUAGUGAACUCGAUUUUAAAGAAAUCCUGUAUUGAGAUUUUUAAAGUAGAACCUUCCAGCAUUUGUGUAAAUGAUUCUUUCAACAUUGUCCUGAGAGGCCAGGGUUUCACCCAGGGGAGGACUUCAGAGGGAGUGGUCUGCACUCUGUCUGUCAAUCACCAGGAGCCUUAUAAUGUGAAGCCAAGUGUUGUUCAGAAUAGUUAUGUCCUGUGUCCAGCGCCGCUGUUGCACGAGGUUGGACAAUCAAUUGAUGUGAUGAUCAGCUUGAACAAUGGCCAGUCCUUCAUUUCAAGUCCAAUCACUAUCUAUGCCACUACAUGUUCUCAUGGGACAGUGGUAGCUGUGGUGAUCUUGGUGUUGCUGAUACUGGUGGGCCUGGGUGUAUUGUGGUGGUUCUGGCCAUUGUGCUGCACCGUUGUGAUCAGAGAUCCCCCUCCCUCUCGGCCUCCCCCUCCGCCCCCAGUGCCUGAGCCAGAGGAAGACCCAUUGCCCAAGAAAAAGUGGCCUACAGUAGAUGCAUCUUACUAUGGAGGAAGAGGAGCAGGAGGAAUCAAACGCAUGGAGGUUCGCUGGGGAGAGAAAGGUUCCACAGAAGAAGGGGCACGGCUAGAGAAAGCCAAGAAUGCAGUGGUCACAAUGCCAGAGGAGGUAGAAGAACCUAUUAUAAGAAAACCACCUCCCAGACCACCCCCUGUUUAUCAACCUCAACCCCAACCCAAAUGGUAUACACCCAUUAAGGGCCGUUUUGAUGCUCUGUUGGCAUUGCUGAGGCGACAGUAUGAUCGAGUUGCUGUGAUGAGACCCACAGCAGAGGACAGCGGCCGGUGUAUCAAAUUUACUCGGAUUCAGCAGCAUUAGGUCAAACGUGUCCCUCUGAAAUGUCUGAAGUGUCUGCUGUUGCACUCUGCGUGCUGUUGCAUGUACAAUGACCCGGAGAGCUGAAAAGGAGUGUGUGUUGUUGCACUUUGCUUUUUAUCUUUCUAAAUUUUUACUUUUGACACUGCUGUGAUGGUUCCCAUACUGUGUGAUGCCUUUCUUGGUCAGGGCUUUGAAUGGGUGCUUUGUAACCUUAAAUUAUGAAUGACACUUGAUUGUUAGACUAUCAUGGCAGUCAGAUUGUCAACUAUUUUUAAUUGGAUACAUGUGCCUUCAUACACCAUUUAUGGUCUUUUCUGUAUGUGGUUAUAAUAUUAUGUUUUGUCAACAUAACUGUGCCUUCUUAACAGAAACAUCUAAACAUUACAUCUAUGAAGGUAAUAAUGAAUUAUUACAAAGAUAUCAAGGACUAAUAAGGUUGGGACUACAUGUUUUGUUAAAGGGAGACAGGCAGCUAGUGUGAUAUAUGACAUAAACUGUAUCAUUUAACAUUUGGUCUAAUAAUUUACUCAUUAAUAACAAAUGUUGUUGGUGCAUACAGUUGUUAUUUAUGGUAACAGGUUUACCAUGGCUCAAUGGAUAGAAAUCUCUUGAACAUGAGCUAGAUAGGAUUUUACAUAAUUUGACGGAAAAGAGACUAACAAGUUGUAAUUUUCUUAUAAAUUAUGUUAACGAACCUUUAAUUUUUUGUCAUUAUUAGGAGCUCUUUGAUAUUAAAUGAUUAUAUAUCAGUCUGGAACAUAUCUGUCCUUCAGUUUUAUGUUUGUUACAGUUAUGAGAAUAUGUCUGAAUAUUUAAAGGGAUGGGAGGGUAAAAUAAUAUUGGAGUCUGGCUUUUGCAUUAAGACUAGCAAUCUAAGGCUUAAUUCCAAGCUCGCUGUCUGUCCAUGUAAUCCUAUGCAUGAAUGGAAUAGUGAUGGUGCACAGAAUCUCACAGAAUGUUAUCACUUUUUAUUGGAUAAUAAACAAAUGAA
Messenger RNA from Chanos chanos (milkfish), 3899 nucleotides. RefSeq names its product RasGEF domain family, member 1Bb (gene rasgef1bb). Bases 161 to 2908 code for a protein of 915 amino acids. Gene Ontology annotation, cellular component: plasma membrane; cell surface. The transcript is spliced from 29 exons. The record is from RefSeq and is a predicted model, not a curated record. Gene Ontology annotation, molecular function: transmembrane signaling receptor activity; guanyl-nucleotide exchange factor activity. Lineage: Eukaryota; Metazoa; Chordata; Actinopteri; Gonorynchiformes; Chanidae. Gene Ontology annotation, biological process: Ras protein signal transduction.